This is a messenger RNA of Gorilla gorilla gorilla (western lowland gorilla), 1696 nucleotides long. RefSeq names its product beta-1,3-galactosyl-O-glycosyl-glycoprotein beta-1,6-N-acetylglucosaminyltransferase 6. The record is from RefSeq and is a predicted model, not a curated record. Lineage: Eukaryota; Metazoa; Chordata; Mammalia; Primates; Hominidae. Gene Ontology annotation, cellular component: membrane. Gene Ontology annotation, molecular function: acetylglucosaminyltransferase activity. Gene Ontology annotation, biological process: transforming growth factor beta receptor signaling pathway. The transcript has a single exon. Bases 990 to 1628 code for a protein of 212 amino acids.
AAAAAAAAAAAAAGCAAUAGUUUGAAAUUGUAUGAAUAAUCAAAAUUAUUAAUAUAUAUGAGUAAUGGGUCAUGUUAAAACUUAGUCCCUAAUCCUCCACAGUCUACAGCAGUUUAUAUGGAAACACUGUCUCCUCUAAAAUCCACAGCCAGUUGUGGGGAGAUUUUGCCAUCCAAUGUUGCUGGGACCCUUCAAAACUAAAUGAAUGAGGGAAAUGAGUCACUCAUUCAAUUAUUCAUUGGAAAAAUCAGCUGAGUGCCCAAAUGUGCCAGGCACUAUGCUGAGCACUUUGGAUAAAAACUCUUAAGACCUGGCCAUGCCUAAUGAAGUACUCUUACUUGAACGGACAGAAAUCUGGAAGGAUCCUCCUGCUUAAAAGGUUAGGAAUGAUAAGCAAGAUGGGAAAUUACUUGAAUAUACCCAGAUAUGCAUACCCAGGGAGAAGUUAGCCACAAAAGGAGGGGUAGAUACAGAGAGGUAUAUAACUGGACACAAUUACAACAAAUUAGAUGACUCAACAACAGAAACAGGAAAUGGGAACUAACCCUUUACCCCAUCUCCCCAGUUACAGCCACACAGGACAGAAAGGAGGGUGAGUCACACUGAGUAGUCUUGGUAGCCCAGCCCAGAUGAGGAUGCAUUGACUAAAAGAUCAGAACAUUCGCAGAACAAGAAGUAAGAAAUACCACAGAAUUGACACUCAACUGAGGAAUGGCCAGGCAUCAAAAUAAGCAAAUGGGAUCUGGAAAAGUGAAUGCAACUGAUAAAGUGGCCAAAUGUAGAGACUUGUAGAGAAGUAAAAUGUUUUAGAAAUUGAUUUAUUUCUUUAACUCUUAAAGAAGAAUUCUUUCUCUCCACCCUUCUACCCCAAGGUGUCAAAAACUAAAACGAAGUUUUGGAGCUGUUAUCUUUGUAUCAUUACUCUUCAAAUUAUAAUCAUAGUCACAGUAUUAUACAAUGUGCAUGUAGGUCAACCAGAGAGUGGUCAAAUGGAUGACGUAGGUGGUGAAUAUCAAGCCCUUUCCCGACUGCACGUCUGCGACGCAGCCCUAAAUGGGAAGACGGUGCAAGUGUUGCCAAGUGCUUUAUCCACAACGUUUGGAAUAGAUUCUUGCCCUUACUAUGUGCUAGAGAACCACUAUAUCACAACUCCUUUGUCCACGGAAGAAGCCGCAUUCCCUUUGGCAUAUGUAAUGACCAUCAGUCAAGAUUUCGAUACAUUUGAACGGCUUUUCUGGGCUAUUUACAUGCCUCAAAAUGUCUACUGUAUUCACGUUGAUAAGGCGGCCAUGAUUGACUUUAAAAUUGCUGUGAGUGAAUUAUUGGAGUGCUUCUCAAAUGCAUUUAUAUCCUCACAGUCUGAGUAUAUUAUUUAUGGUGGAAAAUCCAGGCUCCAGGAGGACCUGGCCUGCAUGAGAGAUCUUAUAGCAUCAACUGUUCAGUGGAGAUAUGUCACUAACACUGGUGAUCACGAUUUCCCCCUAAAAAGCAACAGGGAGGUAGUUCAGUAUUUGAAAACAAUGAAUUGGACAAACAUUACACCUAAUUUAGUGUCUGUUCUGAAAUCUACUGAAAGGAUCAAAUAUACCCAUAGAGAGUACAGAACCAGAGCACACAAUUUGUCCUAAAGAAGCAUAAAAAGAAGAGCCCACCUCCACGUCAACUCAAAAUCCACUUUGGCUCAACUUACAUUGCC